AUAUCUUAGAAUGCUCUAUCUUCAAAGGGAGACAAAUGUGGUUGUAAAGCUAAAUUUGUCAUGACUUUGUAUUUUUCUGUAAACAUAUGCUUAAUUUUAGAUUAAUUGUACCAAUAUUUAGCAGGUUUCUUGGCAAAAGUAAUCUAGGAAACAAUAGUUCAUCACACAGAUACACUUCUACAAUGGCAAGCCAAUAUAUAAAGAGUAAAAUCAACUCAGAUGCCAUCUUGAAAUCUGCUGAAGAUAAAAGGACAUAUGAAGGAUUAGAACUAAACAAUGGGAUGAAAGUUUUAUUGAUCAGUGAUCCUGAAACAGACAAAGCUUCAGGGGCUAUGGAUGUCAAUAUUGGACACAUGAAAGAUCCAGUAGACUUGCCUGGGUUGGCACAUUUUUGUGAGCACAUGCUGUUUUUGGGAACUAAAAAGUAUGAACAGGAGAAUGAAUACAGUAAGUUCCUUAGUGAACAUGGAGGAAGUUCUAAUGCCUACACUUCAGGAGAACAUACCAACUUUUAUUUUGACAUAUCACCAGAACAUUUACCUGGAGCUUUAGACAGGUUUUCACAGUUCUUUCUGUGCCCUUUGUUUACGGAGACUGCAACAGACAGGGAGGUUAAUGCAGUCAACUCUGAAAAUGAUAAAAAUUUACAGAGUGAUCCUUGGAGAAUUCACCAGUUAGAGAAAACCCUGACAGAUCCUUCACAUGAUUAUUCUAAAUUUGGAACAGGUAAUAAGGACACUCUUGACACCAUUCCAAAAUCUAAUGGUGUAAAUGUACGGGAUGCUUUGCUGAAAUUUCAUGAUGGAUAUUAUUCCUCAAAUAUCAUGGGACUUUGUGUACUUGGAAAAGAAUCAAUUGAAGAAUUAACAGAAAUGGUAGUUCCCCUGAUAGCUAAUGUAGAAAACAUGAACGUUGUUGUUCCUGAAUGGAAGGAUCAUCCAGUCGGUCCAGCACAAAUGAAGAAAAUAGCCUAUACAGUUCCAGUGAAAGAUGUAAGGAAUCUCUCCAUGUCAUGGCCUAUCAUGGAUCUACAUCCUUAUUUUAAAUGUAAUCCAGGUCAUUAUCUAGGGCAUUUAGUAGGCCAUGAAGGAAAAGGAAGUCUGUUGUCUGAACUUAAAAACAGAGGUUGGGUAAAUACCUUAUGUGGAGGUCAGUCACCAGGAGCCAAAGGAUUUAUGUUCUUUAAGGUUGAUGUUGAUCUAACUGAAGAAGGACAAGAACAUAUUGAUGACAUCAUAACUUUGACAUAUCAGUACUUUAACAUGUUGAAAAGAGAAGGCCCUAAACAAUGGAUAUUUGAUGAAUGUAAGGAUUUGAGUGCAAUGACAUUUAGAUUCAAAGGAAAGGAAAAGCCAAGAAACUACACAACACAAGUUGCUGGCCUUAUACAUAAAUACAGUUUAUCUGAAGUGUUAAGUGGACCAUACUUAAUGUCAGAAUUCCAACCUGAUUUGGUCACAAUGGUAUUGGACAAACUUCAGCCUGAUAGAAUGAGGAUCUUUGUAGUAAGUAAGAAGUUUGAAGAUAAAACUAACAUCAAAGAAAAAUGGUAUGGUACAGAUUAUAGUGUUGAAGACAUCCAAGACUCUAAAAUACAGAUGUGGAGUAAAUGUGGAGAAAAUGAGAACUUAACAUUACCAGAAAAGAAUGAUUUUAUACCAACAGAUUUUGAAUUGGUACCGAGGGAAGUUGAUCCAGCUGCAUUACCAGAACUUAUAAAAGACAGUGCUAUGACACAACUUUGGUUUAAACAAGACGAUACUUAUCUAUUACCUAAAGCCUGUAUUAAUUUUGAAUUAAUAAGUUCUUUAGGUCGAUCAGAUCCAGUCAACUGUAACCUGAUGUAUUUGUUUGUAUCCCUGUUUAAAGAUGCUUUAAAUGAAUAUGCUUACGAUGCUGAGUUAGCAGGUCUACAUUACGGCUUAGAAUGUACCAUAUAUGGAAUGUCCUUUGCUAUCGGAGGAUAUAACCAGAAACAGAAAGUUUUAUUGGCCAAGAUAUUGGAGAAAAUGACAACUUUCAAAGUGGAUCCAAAAAGAUUUGAAAUUUAUAAAGAGAUGUAUACUAGAAGCCUUAAGAACUUCAGUGCAGAACAGCCCCAUCAACAUGCUAUAUACUACACAUCAGUACUGAUGUCAGAAUUUAUGUGGACCAAAGAUGAAUUACUUCAAUGUGUUGAUGAGAUGACUGUAGAGAAAUUAGAUGCCUUUAUACCUCAGUUAUUAUCCAAAUUAUAUAUAGAAGGACUUAUAUAUGGAAAUGUAACAAAGCAGAUAGCCUUGGAUAUUGUUGACACAGUGGAAUCUAUACUAACAACAAAAUGUAAUACCAAGCCAUUAUUACCUAGUCAGACAAAAAGACUAAGAGAGUUACAACUACCUGAUGGUUCAUCAUUUGUUUAUCAUGAGAAGAAUCAUGUGCACAAAAGUUCUAGUAUAGAGGUUUACUAUCAAUGUGGAUUACAACAGACACAGCCCAACAUGUUACUGGAAAUGUUUGUACAGAUUAUAGCAGAACCCUGUUUUGAUAUCCUCAGAACAAAGGAACAGUUAGGUUAUAUUGUGUUCAGUGGAGUGAGAAGGUCUAAUGGUGUACAAGGACUAAGGGUUAUUAUACAGUCUGAUAGAUCUCCAGAAUAUGUAGAGAAAAGAGUAGAAGCAUUCCUAAAUAGUAUGGAUGACUAUAUCAAAGAUAUGACAGAUGAAGCAUUCCAGAAACAUUUGAAGGCUCUGGUGUCCAAACGUAUGGAAAAACCUAAAAAGAUAUCAGGACAAAAUUCACGAUACUGGUCAGAAAUAUUAUCUCAACAGUAUAACUUUGACAGAGAAACUGUUGAAGUUGAAUUUCUGAAAACUGUGAAGAAAGAAGAUGUCUUUAGUUUUUUCAAAGAUAGAAUAGCUGUUGGUGCUCCAUAUAGGAAGAAGUUUUCUAUUCAUGUUGUUUCCUCUGUAAAUGGAGAGAAGGAAUUAACAGAAACAAAUGGAGAAAAACAAACAACAGAAACUACUGAUGAUGGAAACAAUCUGCUGCCUUCUCCAGAACUACCUCUGCCUAUGGUUGUUACCAGUGUAGCAGAGUUCAAAAGAGACAUGGGACUUUAUCCAUUACCAAGGCCUUAUAUAGACCUACAGAAAGCUAGAUCUAAAUUAUGAUAACACUGUAUCGAUAGGAAGAAAAACUGUGAUGAAAUUAAAAGACUGAAUGAAACAUACUUUAUGAUUCAACUGUAGUUGAAUUUGAAAAUGGCUUUUGAUGGAAUUUUAGCUUCCUUUUAUUUUUCUGUUAAAAAUUAUUAACAAACUCUGUAAUAUAUUUUAUUUUCCAAAUCAAUUAAUUAAAUGCUUUCAUAAUUUCUUUUUUUGAAUUACUAUGUAUGAAGUAUUUCAUAUUUCAAUGAAAAAUGCAUGUUUUAUGAUUAAAUUUAUGCAAACAAAAAAAAGUGCUAUUAAAUAAAUUCCUUAGAAUCAUCAGACAUUUUGUAAUUUUGUAACGGAGGUAGAAUUCACAAAAUCUGAAUAAUGUAUGCAAAGAUUUUUUUUUUUAUUAUUCAAAAAUUAAAUAACUGAAGUUUAUACUACAGAGUACAGAUUCAUAAAAUAUUCUUGACAUCUGGUAGAAUUGAUAUGACACAUAAAGACCAAUAUCACAAUAUUCAACUAUUGCAAUGCAAUUGAGGAAACUAAGAAGUUUUUUUUUUUGUUGUUGUCAUUUUUCUAUGUUUUUUGCAUACUGGUAAAUGUUGAUGUAAUUUUUAGAAGUUUUUAAGUUAUUUUUCUUAUUGGGAAAAAUAUGUCCUGUUUGUUAUGGCAUUAAUAAGAAAUUGUAUUUGUAUUUCUUACUGCAUUAAUUGAUUUCAGCAUUUCUUCAAAUUGCACAAUGCAUCUGCUCAUCGGUCUCUGGGGAUCGACAUUGGUUAAAACAGUUGAUAUAGCUGUAUAAUUUAUGUAUAUCCCUCACUCUUUAAUACUUGUACAAAAUAAUUUUGGAAUUCACAGUAUAUUUGUAUACCGCUAUGCUAGAUUUCUUAUUAUGCUCAAUAUGAAAUAGUAUUUUUAAACACAUACUUAAUUACAACUUUAUAAUUUGUCUGCGUUUAAAGUGUUUUAUUCUGCCCAUGUAUGGUUGGACAAAAUCUGUUUUAUAGCACCAAGAAGUGAUAAGUUUGUAAGUACCCAGAACAGACUAUUAUAUGAACUGAUUAUCACUUCUAAAGAUGGUACCAACAAGGUUCAGAGGGAUGCCUAGAACUGCUAGUUAGUCAUUUACCAGUAAUAAAAGCAUCUAGUUAUCAAAUGAGUUCAUCUAAACUUCUGUCAAGAAAAACUGUUUACAGUAAUCAAGUAAUAUGUCAAUAACAAAAUGGCUGACCAAUAUCAGAAAUUGUUGAAGGAUUGAGGGGGAUAUUUUAUGAUUUCUAGUCUGUCAUUCGGUCUGUUUAUCCAAUGUGUUUAAAUUUGUGGCUUUAGGUGAUUGCAGACAUGCAGACAUUGUGUUUUAAUGAUUUAAUUUAAAAUAGAAUGACACUCAAUGUAUGUUGUGUGCAGUAAAUAUUUUAUACAAUCAUAAAUUGAAAAUAAGCAAAAGUGUUCCUUCAUAAAUGGAAAAAAUAUGUAUUCAUAUUGUUGAGUUUAUGUCUGGUAUACAUAAAUGUAGUAAAAUAACUUGCAGUUUAAUAUUGUUGACUUUUCACAUACUGAAUUUUUAUAAUUCAAGGGGUACAAUCAAAAUCAUGUGAUGGAUAUACACACACCCGAAGUAACAGUUGAGCAGACCGCUUGAAAGGUAAGUAGUAGUAUUUACUUGUUUAUAUCAAUAAAAUUUAAUAAAUAAAGUAGUGCACCGAAUGUCGGAUACUAUCUAGAUUUGAAAUACACAAUUAUUCUUGCUGAAAAAAGUGCAGUUAAUGCUAACACUUCUACACAGUUAUCCGUCUAAAAUUUGGAACUGUGUCGAAGUGUUUGCAAUAACUGCACCCUUUCUAGCAAAAACAAGUGUAUUUUAAAACUACUUACUAUCCAACAUUCGGUGUGCCAACUUAUUAAUCAAAAUUUAAUUGAUAUUAACAAGAAAAUGCAACUACUAACCUUUCAAGCGGCGAGUUCGACUGAAACUUACGGUGUGUGUAUAUCCAUCACGUGAUUUUGAUUGCACCCCUUGUAAUUGGGCAUUAUAAAUAUCAGUGAUA
This is a messenger RNA of Mytilus trossulus (common blue mussel), 5185 nucleotides long. Its product is annotated as insulin-degrading enzyme-like. The record is from RefSeq and is a predicted model, not a curated record. The transcript has 28 exons. Gene Ontology annotation, cellular component: cytosol; mitochondrion. NCBI's taxonomy places the organism in Eukaryota, Metazoa, Mollusca, Bivalvia, Mytilida, Mytilidae. Gene Ontology annotation, molecular function: metal ion binding; metalloendopeptidase activity. Gene Ontology annotation, biological process: peptide catabolic process. The coding region runs from base 87 to 3152 and encodes 1021 amino acids.